Molecule: messenger RNA, 8613 nt
Organism: Sus scrofa (pig)
Lineage: Eukaryota; Metazoa; Chordata; Mammalia; Artiodactyla; Suidae
Source: RefSeq, a predicted model, not a curated record
GUAAAAGUAACCCCGAGGAAAUGUAUGAAACACCUAAGAGAAUGCUGCAAGUGGAUUUAUUGUCAUCUACCUUCAGUUCUCCUAAUGAUCCAGAUGGACUGAAUGAUAUCUUUUGGGAUCAGAAUUCUCCAAUGACAAAACAGUAAAGGAAGAAAAAAACAGAUUUACACCACAGAUAGUGAUGAGAUUUCCCAUAUUGUUAAUCGUAUUGCUCCUCAGGUAAAUAGCAGUGAUUUUACAGUUUAUUUUAAAAUAAUGAAAAAUGUGCCACUAAGUUUUUUCAAUAAUUCAUUUAUGUGAAAAAUGUUUGUCUUAUUUGACUCUUGUUUCCAAAAACAGAGCAGCAAAGAUUACUUUUUUCUACCACUGAAAUGCAUUUUUGAAAAAAGGAACAAAAUGUAAUGAAAAAUGUGCCACUAAGUUUUUUCAGUAAUUCAUUUAUGUGAAAAAUGUUUGUCUUAUUUGACUCUUGUUUCCAAAAACAGAGCAGCAAAGAUUACUUUUUUCUACCACUGAAAUGCAUUUUUGAAAAAAGGAACAAAAUGUAAAAUUGGUAGUAUGUAUUUUCCUAAGUGUAUAUCUUACUUGGUUAGAGUGAUGAUUUUUAACUAGAGCUUUGUUUAGUUUGUUUCUAGUGUUGCUUAACAACAUAUGGUAUCAUUUUUCAAUUUACUAAAAUAAUAGAAUCAGACAACAAAUUUAAACUUCUAAGUUUUUUUUUUUUUUUUUACAGUUGGUAUUUUUUUAAACUGUCUAUAAUACACUGUUUCCCCAUUGAAAUUGCUUUUCUUAAUACUUGUUGACUUACAGCAUCAUCAAGAGGCAAACAUAAAAAUGAAAAAAACACUGGAUUUGGAGUUGGUUCUCAGCAUGCCUCCUAUAUUGGGUGACUCUAAGCAAGUCACUUAAAUCUCUCAGUUUUAGUUCAUUCAGCCAUAAACUAAAAUUAUACUUGUCUUGUUCUCUUUCUUGAAUUAUGAGGAUUGAGUUAGAUAAAAAUUAUUUAAAAACUAUAGAGCACUACAGAUGUUAGGUUAUGUUAAAGUUAAUUGUGGUAUUUAAAUUAUUUGCCAUAAUAGAACAAUUUUCAAAUAUUUCUUCUUUAUUUUGGCUCUUAUAAUGCUUGAGUGAAACUGAAAUAACAAGUUUAGAUCAGCCUCUUUUCUGAACCUCUUUCCUUUCUCUUUUUUCUUAUUUAGCAACAUUUAAAGCCAGAAAACAUCCAGUUUUUGUGUAGGAUCUUCUCCAUAGGAAGUCUGGCAUUUUCCUUGACAUGCCUGUGGAUAGUGGCUAUAUGUUGAUCAUAAACAAUAGAUGGCAUGGGUCCAAACUGUGGUUACAGGGAUCACCAUCAUCCAGGUGGAGGAGACAGGAAAUAAAGUUUUUCUUAGUGGCAAUAAAAUACCUAAAUUUACAGCUAGCACAGUCAAAACAACUCUGUUGCUACUAGCUCUACAUUCCAUGUUUGGCAUGUCAUUGAAAUGCAUUUUACAUAUAGUUCAUUAGUUAAAUGGCAUUUAUGCCAUAUACUCUUUACUUCAUAAGUUAACAAUAGAUCUUCAUUAACUGUGGGUUUCACCUGAAAGAAGCAUAGUAAAAUGUGUUUGGGCUGGUCAGCCUAAAUAGUGGUAGAAAGAUAGUGAGUAAAUUAUUGGACUCUUUACCUAAGUGAACUAGAAAUAAUAGCUCAUAUUAAGAAAUGAAUGGCAGCAUUAUGCAAGUGGUAACUUGUGUUUAAGAAAAAAAAUAACAGUGAAAUUAGUUGCUUUUAAAUAUUACCCUUUUCAACUGAGAACUUUUAAAGCAUAUAAAUCUUUGAUAGCAUCCAGGUCUUUUUAAGAGCUUGUCGUGUUCUCAGAAAGAUAUUUUCAUGUUGCUUAUAUUUAGGUGAGUUAUUCUUCUCAAAUAAUUAUUCAAGUCAGCUUAAUAUUUCCAGAGAAGACUUUUUAAAAAUUUGCACUUUUUCAUUUUACUUUCUUCAGGGAUACUUGUUAUACAAUGUGGUUUGUUUGAAGAUGGUGUAUAUUUUCCCAUCAUUUUUUAGUACAAUUCUGCACAGUAUUCUCUAGGAUUAAAUGAAGUUAUAUGUUUAGAUACCUUAUUUAUGGUCAUACUUUUAUAUAAAAAUGGAAUGAGUUUGGAGUUCUUUCGUGGAGCAACAGUUUAAGGAUCCGGUGUUGUCACUGCAGUGGCUUGGGUUGCUAAAAUCCGAGAUUUUUGUUGAAACAAAAGGGAAAAUAUAUAUUGAGUCUAAAAUCAAAAUUAUUGUUUUUCUUAGAGUAUUUUGCAAAGCUGAAAUCUACUAAGCUCAACUGGACAUCUGAGAAAAAUGCUCGUUGAUUGGUUGAGGAUUUUAAAGCACCAAGUUGCUGAUACCUUCUUACCUAAUUUUCUAGUGAAUAAACAUGAGUUGACAUCAUCUUUAUGCUAAACAUUUUCCUAGAUGCUGAACUAUCAUAGGAAGCCCUUACCUUCAAAUAACCUAUAAUCCAGUAAUAAGAUUAUUUUAAUUUAUGUGAUAGUUGUUUAUGUUUAUUUUAGGUAAUAUAAAAAUAGAAUAGAAAAUGUGUAACCUGUUUAACUUGUUGAUUUGGUUUGUGACUAAUACAUAAAUUCACUCUCUAAGUUUAUGCUUGAUUGAGUAGGAAAGGUAUUGCAAGAAAUCCAGGACUAAAAUGGCUUUUUCCUAGCCUUAAUCUUGGUUAGACUUCCCUACCUGCUUUCUCUGCUUAUUUUUAUUCUUAUCCCUGUCUCAUUCAUAAAAUAACAGUUCUAACCUUGCAUUUAGCUCUAACUCAGUCCUGACUUACUCUAAGUUUACUUUCUUUCUAAGUAUUGUUAAUUCUUUCUUUCUUUCUAAACAUGGAUUGUCUGACUUUAAACAUUAUAGUGGAGAUAGGGAAAAUUUGGAGACUCAGAUGAUACAGGAAGAAUUCUGUUUAUCUUUUUAUUCCUAAUUCUAAUGAUUCCUGCUACACAGUUUAUUUGAGAUACUAAUGUUUGUUUUCAUGAAUAUCAUGACAACUGAAAAAAUUCCAUCAGUUUUCUUUUUAUAAAAACAUGUGCUUUUACUAUUGAAUAUGCAUUUGUUAGUUAAAUUCUUUAAAACUUAAUUUUUUUUGAAAAUUAAGCAUUCCCAAUUCUGAAUGUUUUCAUACCUGAAACAUAAAUAGAUUACUUCUUGCAACUUAUUAUUGCCAUCCUCCAGCUUCUCAUUGUUUUGUAGUUUGUUUAGUAGCUAUCACCAGAAUUUAUUGCUUUAAAAAAAUUGUUCAGCAUAAUUAGAGUGUUUUUGUUUGUUUGUUUGUUUUUGGUACCUUGAUGCCUUUUUUUUCCCCCUUCUGCCAAAGGAUGAGAAACCAACAACAGAUUCCAUGCUGGGCAUGUGGAUUGGUGCAACUGCUAUUCCUUGCACUCCCAGUGUUGCAAAAGGAAAAUCAAGAGCAAAAAUCAGCUGCACAAAGUUGAAAACACAAAAUCAGGAGGAAGAACUUAUGAAACUGGCUAAACAGUUUGAUAAAAAUAUGGAAGAGCUAGAUGUGAUUCAAGAGCAAAACAGAAAUCAUGAUCUUAUCCAGAUGAUUUCAGAUGCAGAGACUUUAAAUAAUUACAGAGAUAAUGUACAGACACAGUUACUACAUGAUAUAGUUCCUAAAGUAGACGCUACAGUAAAGAAACCAGUGAAAGAAAACACCAAGAUGCCUUUGGUAAAUGAUCAAAAUAGCAGUCAGAGGCCAUUUGACCAAAAUGCUGAAGCAGCCUUUAUUGCCAUUUUUGAUGGUUCUACUCAGAAAUGUAGUGGACAGUUAAGCCAGGAUCUAUCAGAUGCUUUCUUGGACACCAGUAAUAUUAACUUUAGAAUGAAAAAUGCUUCGAAAGACAAAAUCAUUACUAAUGAAGCGCUGGUCACUGAAAAACUGCCAGAUAAAACUCCAGGAUCACUUUCUCAUCAAGUAGAUAUUCCUACAAUGACAAAAUCAUAUGUGACUUCCUGUAUUAAGGAACCAGGAGCUUUUAAUAGGCCCAUUGAUGCACUUACUACCAGUGAUUUUGAGGAUGAUUGGGAAAACUUACUAAGUCAUGAGCCUUUUAUGCAGAAUGUUGAAAUGUCUGAACUUUUCCCCGCUCCUAAAAUAGCCCAGAUUGCUGAUCAAAAGGAAUUGUGUACCUUUAACAGUAUAAAUGAUAAAAGUAAAUCAGGAAUGAAUAUAAGUCUAGACGCCAGGUUAAGAGAUUCAAAAAUGUUACAGAAUCUUCCUUCAAAGACACAUAACAGAGAAUUAACAGAUGCUACAAAAUACAAAUUGUCACCAGACCCAAAUGGUAAACCAAACAAGUUAUCAUCCACUGGAAAUAAAAUGAAAUUUGAGAAACUUUGUGAUACAGUUAUUCAAAACAGAAUUCAAGACUGUGCAACUAGAUCUAAUCUGACAAAAGUAAAGGAAGAUGCUCAUAUUAAAUUUUCUCCUAAUGUAAAUACUUCUGGAAAAAAGUCUACUUUGAACACAGGAGGUCCUAAUGAACAAAAAAAUAAGUCCAUUUUUAAUCAGAGUUUUAAAACACCUACUAAUGUAGAGCCUUUAGGCUCUGCAACUUUGGGCAAUAAAGCCAGUGUCGGUAACCCAAAUCAGACUAAUGCAUCAAAGCUUACUUCUUUCUUUGAUGACUGGAAUGAUCCAUCAUUUGCCAGUGAAAUUAUUAAAGCGGGUCAUCAGUUAGAGAAUACCUGGGAAGAUGAUGUGGAUGAUGAUUUAUUAUACCAAGCCUGUGAUGAUAUUGAAAGACUGACUCAGCAACAAGACAUUAGAGUGAACAGCAGGACAUCAGAAAGUGUACUUGGGAUCAAUAAUAGUUCUAAACAUGGAGCCAAAAACGUGGUUACUACACCUAAAAAAGGAAGUCAGUUGCUGCAAUCAAAACAUUUGAAUCUGAACAGCAUUUCAGCACAUACAUUUUCAUUGACAAAUAGCUCACAAGUAAAUAAAUCCGUGAAGAUGGAGAAAGGGGAAAUUUGUGGAAAUUCUCCGGGUUUUUUAGGUGCUACAACAAAAUUGACUCUGUACUCUAAGAACUCAAAUUGUCCAAUGAAUAAUCUACAUGUCUCUUGGAAUAAUAACACUGAUGUUCCCAUACAAGUGAAUAGUUCCAGAUCAGUUCUUACCGGAAGUUCAAGUUUGAAUGUGAGUUCAGAUCAUACGAGUACAGAAGUUGGUACCUAUAAGAAGUUGAUAAGUACUCCACAUCUGCCCCAUAGGACCGUAGCAGAUGAAGCUCAGAGUGACGUUAACAGAACAGUUAGAUUUUCUAAGUACACAUUCACAAAGAUGAAAAAUUCUCAAAUUCUUUCCCAGUUUAAUAACAAUUAUAUAACAGGAAAUAUUCCUGAUACCAAAAUUACACAGGGUUUGGAGAAAAAUAAAACUGUCAACCCCUUAUGUGAGAAGGCUGUUCAACAGCAAUCUAUGGUGAAAUUUUCUGAAUCUUCGAAACAGCCUUCCAAAGAGGAAGAAGAGAAAAAUAGAAAGUAUUCUCCUGAAGAAAUUCAGAGAAAAAGACAAGAAGCAUUGGUUCGAAGAAUGGCCAAAGCACAGGCAUCAUCUGUAAAGGCAGCUCCCACCUAACUUGGUUUCUUUAAUGAAAUAUUUGUUGGGAAAUAACAAAGACAGUUGAUAACUAUCUAUGAUAGGAAAUUUUUUUUCUUGAUUUCUCUGUGAGAAAUUUAAUGCUGAGUUAUAAAGCAUGGACUUCUACUUUAUUUAAUAAAUCUCUGUUUGCAGUGGUCAUUGAAGCCUUUCCAUGGAGAUGUAUGUGAAAAUAUGGAAAUAAUUGCAUGUAAUUUGGAAAUUCAGAAAAGUUAGCAAUUAUGUGGUAGAAUUAUACAGAGGAAAGUAGUUUUAUUUUUAAAUACUAUGAAUGCAGAGUAUCAUCAAAAAUAGAUAAUUAUUUCUAAUACAAAGCUUCAACUUAAUAAUUUAAUAGACUAUUCUUUUUUAAUUUUACUUUAAAUAACUAUGCCUUAAGGUUUUUAUGCAUUGCUGAAUUUUAACUAAUACUUACAUAUUCUUAGGAACAUGGCUGGUAGGAAAUAAAGGAUUUCAACUUAUUUGUAAGGAAAGUAAUAUUUGCAGUUGCUACUCUGUAGUAGAUGUGAAUUUUAAAUUCUCUGAAAUGUAGUUUUGAAACUUGCUGUCAUUUUUAGGGAAAAUGCUGAUUUAAGAAGUUAAGUUUAGAAAAAAUGUAUGUGUAUUGGGCAUGUAAGUUGCGUGGCAUCAUCAACAUUUAAAACUGUCAAAUUUUAGAUAUCAUCUGGUCCAACUUCUCUAUUGUGUAGGUGAGAAAUGAAUACUGUUAUUCUGCUAGUCACAAGGCAAGUUAAAGUUGUGCUGGGAUUGGAAUGAUGUUUUUCAUUCUAAUGGAUAUCUAGGCAAACAUACCAUUUGCUUCAGAGUUACUAAUUAGCACAUAAAAUAACUUGUUAGUGGGAGCACUAAUUUCUGUAUAGUAUAAAACUAAAAAAUAAGUAAAAGUACACUAAGAGACUGAUAAACACGUUCAUUGUUUCUUAGUUAAAGAAUUAACAUUCUAGGAUAUAGAAAACAGAAUUUCUGUUUUCCUUGAACUAUGUAAUUUUCCGUUGAUUAACUUACUGACUUUACUAAUUUGUUCUUCUCUGUUACUCUGUUUUUCCUUUUUGCCUGUUUGGAAUUUCCUAAGUGGCAUAAGGACGAUUAGGAUGCUUUCUUCAUCCCAAAUGGUUUUAGGAGGCCGAUGAAAGUUAGAGAUGUGAAGACCUACUAGGGUGUUCACCUGUGUUCAGGUAUCUUAGAGCUAUGAUAGCAAAAUGAUUAAAUGUGUUUUAAGGUAUUGCUGUAUAGCUACAUCAUUUUGAAAAAAGUUAUUUUCAUGUGUGCAGUGGAGUGACACAUUGCAAGUAACGUUUAUUAUUUGUCUAAUCAUAUAUAAUAAAGAACCCAUGUAAAUAUAGGUAAGUUUACUCUGUAAGAAAAUGAAGAGCUAAGAAUCUUUAUCCUUUUCUAAAGUGGCUUCACUGUGUUCCCCUGUACUUUGGAUAGCUCUACUUUUGCUUAAGCUCUUCCCUGCCUACACCUUGAUUCCUGGGGAGUGCCUUGAGCCUCUUUUGCCCAAUCAUUGAGCCCAGUAAGUUUCCAUUUCUUUGACACUCGUACCUGAUCAUCCUUACUGGAAUUGGUUUCUUCUCUCUAAUCAUUGUGGUACUUAUUUCUUGAAUCUUUGGUGGGACAGUUCUACAAUUCCUUAUAUGUCAUUCAGUUGUAUAUGUAUUCUAGUAUUAUUUCUAAAACUUCUCAUGUUGCACUCUUCCAUAAUUUUGUCCUAUUCUCAAUACAGCCUAUGCUGCCGUUUAAAGUUUUCUUAAAGUGACCCCUUUUCUCUUUAAAGGGAAAUGUGUAGUAUGUAGAGUACUUACGGAUGGGGGUGAAAGGGUAGCCCAGCAAGUCUGAACCCCAACAUGUUCUUCACACUCUCCUUUCCUAUCCUGAUCCUCCUCUUUAGUGCUUGUUGGAAACAGUAGGGGCUGAGUGGCCCAUUAAUGAGCACACAGAGAACUGUUUGGACUGUUUCUCUUGCUUGGUUUUUUCCAGUUUCUGGGGAAGGGACAGUUGGUAGGCCUGGUGGCUCUAUUCCAGCUCAAGCUCUGCUGCUGUUUAUGUGUCUAAGAUUGGCUGCAGAAAAACUGACACUAGUAAUGCCAGUAUUGCAGGAGAGUCUGCAGAGGAGAGCCUAUCUGUUGUUACUCUUUCUUGCUGCAGGCAGUCCUGAUCCUAGGAAAACUUGGGUUGCUUAUAACAGACAGUGGUAUGCACACAGGUACCACACCUUGGGAAACCCUGCCUAUAUCAUUGUCCUUUAUUAUCAUGAACUUUUAAAGUUCCUGAGGACAGAGGCCCCUUAUUCAUCUCGGUCUACCCAGUACUGGUAGUGAUUACUUAUUAAAUGUCAAAUGAAUUUAAAUAGAUUGUAGUGGCAGAGAUUCUUCCUUCCUCACUUGAAGCAUUUUGACUUUGAUUUCCUGAACUCCAGGAUUGGAAAAUGUUUCUAAAAACGAUUUCAGUUUAGCCUAACUGAUUCACACAAGUGAUAAUUUAUCUGGAGUAUGACCAUGUUUUUCAGUUCUUGCCAGGAUGUAGUGCAAAAUCACUUGUGGGACUCAAAAGCAAAACAACAAACUCAUGUCCUUAUGCCUUCCCUAGAUUUGAUAAAUGGAUACAUCUAGACGUAAAUUUCUGUGUGUACUUUUUUUUUCUCCUUCUUUAUCUGUGUGUACUUAUAAAGUCCAUUGGCUAAAGCAACAGGAUUGAAAGGAAAUCAUCCUUGUUAAAUUUAUAUAACAGUUUCUGAAUGUUUUGUUUAUCAUGCAUGGUUUUAAAAAAUUUAAAUUUAAUUAAGAACCAUAUAAAUAACACUUUCACCACCAUUUUACAAAUAGGGAAACUGAAGUAAGCAUAUUAAAUGACUUUAUCAAGGUCAUACAGUUAGAAAGAUAUUGGAGCUGGAGUUUGAACUCAAGCAGUGUAAUUCCAAAUAUUAUGAUCUUAACCACUGUCACUUAUGGGGGCUCUUCAUAAAAACCAG